AUAAUAUUUUAUUUUAAUUGUUGCCAUUAUUUCGACACUUAGGGUUCCUUUUGUAUUCGAUACGAGAAGGUAGCCGCGCGCACAACCCUCGCUCUCUGUUUGUCACCCGUCAUCUUUAAAACCCUCAGGAUGGAAUCUCAGGUCAAGCAUGCUGUGGUUGUUAAAGUCAUGGGACGCACUGGAUCCAGAGGGCAAGUGACUCAAGUUAGAGUCAAGUUUUUGGAUGAUCAUAACCGUUAUAUCAUGAGGAAUGUGAAAGGACCAGUGAGAGAAGGAGACAUUCUUACCUUGCUUGAGUCUGAAAGGGAAGCCAGAAGACUUCGCUAGGGGAGUAUCACAAUUAGUUUUUUUCCCUUUUUUGAAUGCUCAAGACCUUACUCUUUUCUUGUCCAAGUUCUACAAGUUAUUCAUACAACGACUGAGUUUAAAUGUUGUUGAACCUCUGUUUGAAAUUUCCAUUCUGCAUUAGUUUGCGCCCUUAUUAUUGUGCUUGUUCAUCGCAGUAUUAUUGAGCCUCUGUUUGAAAUCAACUGGAGACUUUUUCAUCUUUA
This is a messenger RNA of Prosopis cineraria, 551 nucleotides long. Its product is annotated as 40S ribosomal protein S28-1. The transcript has 2 exons. NCBI's taxonomy places the organism in Eukaryota, Viridiplantae, Streptophyta, Magnoliopsida, Fabales, Fabaceae. The record is from RefSeq and is a predicted model, not a curated record. Gene Ontology annotation, biological process: maturation of SSU-rRNA; ribosomal small subunit assembly; translation. Gene Ontology annotation, molecular function: structural constituent of ribosome. Bases 130 to 327 code for a protein of 65 amino acids. Gene Ontology annotation, cellular component: ribosome; cytosolic small ribosomal subunit.